Podarcis lilfordi (Lilford's wall lizard) is the source of this 15152-nucleotide messenger RNA. The record is from the annotation of a GenBank genome assembly. NCBI's taxonomy places the organism in Eukaryota, Metazoa, Chordata, Lepidosauria, Squamata, Lacertidae.
AGGGACGCAGAGGCCAGCGAGGCCGGGAGCAGAGCGGCACGUGUCUCGAGAGCACCUCGCGGAUUUCCGGUUGGGCCCAACUUCCGGCCGCCCAAGAUGAGCACCAUGUUCGCCGACACCGUCCUCAUCGUCUUCAUCUCGGUGUGCACGGCGCUGCUGGCCGAGGGUGAGGGGAGCCCCGGGCCGGGCGAGGGUGUUGCGGGGCGGGCGGGGUGGGCUCGCGGGUGGCUUCUCCAGGCGAGAAGCGUCUGCUCGAGCCUCCCUGGGAGAGACUAGCCGGCAGCCGUGGGGCGGCAGAGGCAGCGGAGCUCUCCCCAUUCUGUAGGGAUAGACAAAGGGAUCCACCUAAAUUUCCUCGUCGUUCUGAAAGGCACAGGAAUCUCGCCGCCCCACCUCGGCAACAGCCUCGCAACAUGCUUUGAAUUCCUCAAGUUGGAAUUUCCAAAUACUAUAAAAAAAUCCUGCCAGGGAGGGAGCUGAGUUGCCCAUGAGCAGGGGGGCAGCUGCAUCAAGUAAAUCAAGAAAAAUACUUAACCAACUUAGGUUCUGCCCCUUCCCAACAUGAAGCCUGUCUCCCCACCCCCAAUGAAUCCUCGCUAUAACCAUGGAGUUGCAGCACUUCACCUUCAGGAGUGGAUUAAGCCAUCCUAGAAUCAUAGAGUUGGAAGAGACCACAAGGGCCAUCGAGUCCAACCCCCUGCCAAGCAGGAAACACCAUCAGAGCACUCCUGACAUAUGGUUGUCAAGCCUCUGCUUAAAGACCUCCAAAGAAGGAGACUCCACCACACUCCUUGGCAGCAAAUUCCACUGUCAAACAGCUCUUACUGUCAGGAAGUUCUUCCUAAUGUUUAGGUGGAAUCUUCUUUCUUGUAGUUUGGAUCCAUUGCUCCGUGUCCGCUUCUCUGGAGCAGCAGAAAACAACCUUUCUCCCUCCUUUAUGUGACAUCCUUUUAUAUACAGUGGUGCCUCGCAAGACGAAAUUAAUCCGUUCCGUGAGUGUCUUCGUCUAGCGGUUUUUUCGUCUUGCGAAGCAACCCUAUUAGCGGAUUAGCGCUAUUAGCGGUUUAGCGGCUCUUAAAGGCUUAGCGGAUUAGCGGAUUAGCUGCUAAAAGGCUAUUAAAGGCUUAGCGGCUUAGAUAAAGGGGGGGGGGAGUGGGAAAAAAUCUCAAGACUCGCAAGACAUUUUCGUCUUGCGAAGCAAGCCCAUAGGGAAAUUCGUCCUGCGAAGCAACUCAAAAACGGAAAACCCUUUCGUCUAGCGGGUUUUCCGUCUUGCGAGGCAUUCGUCUUGCGGGGCACCACUGUAUUUGAACAUGGCUAUCAUAUCACCCCUUAACCUCCUCUUCUCCAGGCUAAACAUGCCCAGCUCCCUUAACCGUUCCUCAUAAGGCAUCGUUUCCAGGCCUUUGACCAUUUUGGUUGCCCUCCUCUGGACACGUUCCAGUUUGUCAGUGUCCUUCUUGAACUGUGGUGCCCAGAACUGGACACAGUACUCCAGGUGAGGUCUGACCAGAGCAGAAUACAGUGGCACUAUUACUUCCCUUGAUCUAGAUGCUAUACUCCUAUUGAUGCAGCCCAGAAUUGCAUUGGCUUUUUAGCUGCUGCGUCACACUGUUGGCUCAUGUCAAGUUUGUGGUCAACCAAGACUCCUAGAUCCUUUUCACAUGUACUGCUCUCAAGCCAGGUGUCACCCAUCUUGUAUUUGUGCCUCUCAUUCCCCCCCCCCCCCAAGUGCAAUACUUUACAUUUCUCCCUGUUAAAAUUCAUCUUGUUUGUUUUUGCCCAGUUCUCUAAUCUGUCAAGGUCGUUUUGAAGUGUGAUCCUGUCCUCUGUCCUCCUAGUAUAUACUAAUUGUGACUUCAUUCUAGAUCCUUAUGUAGCCAAACCAAUGAAUGCCAGUUUGCGCCGGGGGGGGGCAGGGAGAGUUGUGGACUGUCCUUGAAUUCUUUGUCUGUACAGUGGUACCCUGGCUCUCAAACACCUUGGUACACAAACAACUUGGAACCCAAACACUGCAAACCUGGAAAUAAGUGUUCUGGUUUGCGAUCUUCUUACGGAAGCCGGAUGUGCUCCAUUUUGGGUGUUACGCUGAGGUCUGUUUUUGCUAUUUAUAUUGCGUUUUUGUGGCUCUUUUUUGUGACUGUGUGGAACCCAGUUCAGCUACAGAUUGAUGGAUUGUGUGACUGCAGUACAUUAUUGCUUUCAUUUUAUGGAUUAUUAGUCUCGUUAGAUAGUAAAAUUUAUGUUAAAUUGCUGUUUUAGUGGUUGUUUUUAAAAAGUUUGGAAUGGAUUAAUCCAUUUUGCAUUAUUUUCCAUGGGAACGCGUGCCUUGGUUUUGGAACGGACCUCUGGAACGGGUUAAGUUUGAGAACCAAGGUACCACUGUACUGCAGCUACUGUUGCACUAGCACCUGCAAUGGUUACAAUGGUGUCUUCUUGCCAUUCUGUUACUUGGGUGCAGGGAAUGAAGAGACGUGUACACGGCACUUUCAGGAGCAGUGGUGAUGUUGAUGCUUGCAGUCCAACUUAAAAUCCCAGUCUGUUAUUUUCAGAUGCUCCUACUCAUGCACCAAAGCCUGUUUUAAAGCACCAUCAGUAUCUCAAAGUUCAUGUGCUCACAAGACCUACCAUGAUGGGCAAUGGGCUUCAUCUCUCUUGGAAAGUGACAUCAGUUGCUAGGGGCUCCCACCUCUGACUUUGUGAAUGAUGCUUGAGUCAUGCAUGCUGUCACUGGGCUGGUGGAAUCAGUUUGGGAAUAGCUUGUAACUCAUGGUACUGCAGUUGUAGGAAGGAGACCGUAAGCUACUAGGGCUCAAGUUUACUGGGUUUGGAAGUCCUCUGGCAGCCAUGCUGAGCACUUUGUAGAUACAUCGGUUAUUCGGUUUCCUGAUUAUUGUGCUAUUUGUUUCAGGCAUAACAUGGGUGCUAGUUUAUAGAACAGACAAGUACAAGCGGCUGAAAGCAGAAGUGGAGAAGCAGAGUAAAAAAUGUAAGUUCAAAUGCAUGAUGGAGCUUGUCUUGUCCAUCAACACUCCAAUUCUGGGCAAUAUUUCUUUAAAUUGAGCUUAACUGCUUUAUCUUGAAAUAAAUGGAUCCCUCAUCAUGGAUUUGUCUGUAAACCACCCAGAGAAUGCAGUUAUAUGGCUGAUAAAUAAAUAGUCAUGGGCUGUGUAUUAAUGUGAAACACUUCAUGAGCUUUUGUGGCCUAGUGUCUGCUCCAUCAGAUCCAUGAUGUAUUAUUUUAAAUAGGCAUAGAGAUAAAACUUUUAAAAGGGAGUAAAUGUGAGCAGGAAGCUCAGCAAAGCUGGUGUUUAAAAAAAAAAAAAAUCAGUAUUUGUGCUUCAUAAAGCUUAUGUUACAAUAUGAACUCCAUUCUGGAGGCUUUCACUUCUGGACACUUACAGCACCAUCCGAAACAUGUCUGCUCAGAAGUAAGACCCAUUAAUUUCAACACAGCUAAACCAGUAUAGAAUUGAAGCCUUAUAAUAAUAUAAUUUUGGCAAAAAUAAGCAUUUCACCAUUAUUAAUUGCUUUUCAGCUCUUGCUUGCCAUACCCAUUGGUCUGAUUUUUGUUAUAGAGAUUUCUAUGAGGCCUGAGGGUCAAUGGGAAGAGGAACCGUUUUCUUUAUGAAAAAACUCACUGUGUUGUUUUAUCUCUGCAGUGGAAAAGAAAAAGGAAACUAUUACAGAAUCAGCUGGCCGACAGCAGAAAAAGAAAAUAGGUAACAUUGGGGGCUACAUGGUUUGUCAUGUUUCAGUGUUCAGAGUGGGUAGGCCUGGGGGACAGAUCUGGCCCAAUUGCCUUCUCAAUCCGGCCCGCAGAUGGUCCGGGAAUCAGCGUGUUUUUACAUGAGUAGAAUGUGUCCUUUUAUUUAAAAUGCAUCUCUGGGUUAUUUAUGGGGCCUGCCUGGUGUUUUUAUAUGAGUAGAAUGUGUGCUUUUAUUUAAAAUGCAUCUUUGGGGCAUAGGAAUGAGUUCAUUUCCCCCCCCCCCCCAAUAUAGUUCGGCCCCUUCUGAAAAAGUUUGCUGACCCCUAGUUCAGACAGUUUCAUGAGGGAGUGAGGGAAGUGGUUUUCACACACACUCUGUUGAAAAAAAUCAAGUUCCUUCUGUAAAUCAUGCAGUAUGAGAUCAGCUCUUAAACUGUGCUUCCUGAAAACUUGUUAUUAUAUUUAUUUAUUUAUUUAUUUAAUCAAUCAAUCAAUCAAUCAAUCGAGAACAUGUAAUUCAUUACAUUACUCAUUAGAUAGUAAAAUGCAUGUUAAAUUGCUGUUUUAGGGGUUGUUUUUCAUCAUCUGGAACGGAUUAAUCCGUUUUCCAUUACUUUCUAUGGGAAAGCACACCUUGGUUUAAGAACGCUUGGUUUAAGAAUGGACUUCCGGAGCGGAUUAAGUUUGUAAACCAAGGUACCACUGUACUGUAUACAGUUUUGCAUUAUUUGGAUAGUUUGUAUUGAGAAACGCUCUUGAGCUUCCAUGGGGAGGAACAGGAUUGCUACUAUCUGUACUGAAUGUCAGAGCACCUGAAGUGGGUUGGUGACCUUUACAUGCCUCAGACUUUCAGUAUGCCUUUUUGUUGCUGUUUUCCUGCUGUAAGUCCCUUACAACCUUAUUGGGAGCAAGUUCUUGACUUUGUGACCUGCAAUCAUUUGUUUCUCUUUUUCAGAGAGGCAGGAGGAGAAGCUGAAGAACAACAACAGGGAUCUGUCAAUGGUGAGGAAACAGAGCAAAGUGAACCUUUAUUGUAAAUCCCUUUGGGAAAGUGAUUCCUAAAUGAAGAAAGUAAUAAUAAGGAGUAGGAACUGGGGCAGCUUUUCAGAAAAGCAGUGUGUUUAACCUGCAGACAUUACAACUAGGAAGUGAGACCAAAUUCCACUAUCUCUGUGGGAUGCAACACUUAAGAAAUAGAUGAUUGGUAGAAGUGAACUGAAGUGAUGAUGAGUUUAUAUGAAAACUAGGCAACAGCUACCAUAAAGAAAAAGAAAACAAAUCAACAGCUACCAUCAACUAAUGCAACAUUUCACUUUUCCAUUACUAAUGCCUGUGAAGUAUUGUCUGUCAGCCAACUCCACCUGCUUGAUGUUCUUUUAGGCAGUAGAACACCCGUGCUCCUGUCUCUCUCACCUGUUGCACAGAGGCUCCUGCCAGGCUUGGAUUCUGUGCCCAGUUGGCACCACCCUUGGCCACUUGCUGUGCAAUUUACCUCUUCUGCUACAUUAUCUGCUAUUGCAGAUGCUCUUGAAAAAACAUUACUUAUUACUUAUAGUUCCUGGUGUUCAGUUUGUUUUUAUGCUUUUAUUCAAGAUAUUAACAAAAUAUUAAAUUGACCAAAAGAUUAUAUAAUGUUAGUACAAAAUGUCAAUUAAAACCCAGUUUUAAUUGCAUACAUUAUGUAUGUAAUUGCAUGCAUUAAUUAAACAACACUGUUAUGUUAUAUAAGGUAAAGGAACCCCUGACCAUUAGGUCCAGUCGUGACCGACUCGGGGUUGCGGCGCUCAUCUCGCUUUAAUGGCCGAGGGAGCUGGCAUACAGCUUCCGGGUCAUGUGGCCAGCGUGACUAAGCUGCUUCUGGCGAACCAGAGCAGCACAGGGAAACGCCAUUUACCUUCCCGCCAGAGCAGUACCUAUUUAUCUACUUUCACUUUGACGUGCUUUCGAACUGCUAGGUUAGCAGGAGCAGGGACCGAGCAACGGGAGUUCACCCCGUUGCGGGGAUUCGAACCGCCGACCUUCUGAUUGGCAAGUCCUAGGCUCUGUGGUUUAACUCACAGCGCCACCCGUGUCCCAUGUUAUGUUAUAUAAAAAGGUAAAGGUACCCCUGCCCGUACGGGCCAGUCGUGUCCAACUCUAGGGUUGCGUACUCAUCUCGCUCUAGAGGCCGUGAGCCGGCGCCGUCCGAAGACACUUCCGGGUCACGUGGCCAGCGUGAUGAAGCUGCAGCUGGCGAGUCAGCACCAGCGCAGCACACGGAAACGCCGUUUACCUUCCCGCUAUAAAGCGGUCUCUAUUUAUCUACUUGCACUUAAGAGGGCUUUCGAACUGCUAGGUGGGCAGGAGCUGGGACCGAACGACGGGAGCUCACCCCGCCGCGGGGAUUCGAACCGCCGACCAUACGAUCGGCAAGUCCUAGGCACUGAGGUUUUACCAACAGCGCCACCCGCGUCCCAUAACACCCGUUAUGUUAUAUACCGUAUUUUUCGUUCUAUAGGGCACACCGGCCCAUAGGACGCACCUCGUUUUUUGGGGGGGGAAAGAAUAAAAAAAAUUAUUCCCCCCCCCCCCCCCGCGGCUGCCGCCCCAAGCCUCACGUGCUUCGGGCUGCAGGCUACCGCCCCAAGCCUCGCGCGCUCGGCGGGACCUCCUGCCGGGCGCGCAAGGCUUGCAGACACUCGCCCGAAGCACAGGGAGCCCUCCGGAGGGCUCCCGUGCUUCGGGCGACAGGCUGCCGCCCGAGCCUCGCGCGCUCGGCGGGACCUCCUGCCGGGCGCGCAAGGCUUGCAGACACUCGCCCGAGCACGGGGAGCCCUCCGGAGGGCUCACGUGCUUCGGGCGACAGGCUGCUGCCCCAAGCCUCGCGCGCUCGGCGGGACCUCCUGCCGGGCACGCAAGGCUUGCGGACACUCGCCGGGGCUGCAGGCUGCUGCCUGCAAGCCUUGUGAGCCCGCGGGAACUCCCACCGGGCUUGCAAGGCUUGCGGAUAGUUUCCUGAAGCCUGGAGAGCGAGAGGCAUCGGUGCGCACCGAUGCCUCUCGCUCUCCAGGCUUCAGCGAAAGCCUGCAUUCGCUCCAUAGGACGCACACACAUUUCCCCUUCAUUUUUGGAGGGGAAAAAGUGCGUCCUAUGGAGCGAAAAAUACGGUAGUUAACAUCUAAUACAACUAAUAUCUAGCUGUGAUUUCUGCAUUGCAGGGAGUUGGACUGGAUAAAUCUUGGCAUCCUUAACCUAUCAUUUAGUGUACCCAUACCAGUACUGAUGUAUCUAUACCAGUACUGGGGGAAUAAUUGAAGGUUUUAAUGUUUCCUAUACAUUUCUUUAUACCUUCCCUAAUUUGUAUGACAUAAGCAAGUUUCAGAACUUUAAAUAAGGAUCAACACUCAUGUGAUUGGAAUGCUUGGUUUUUGUGCAGACAACAAUGGAAGGUAUUUUUGAGAUCUGGCAGAGAAUCCUAGGAUGACCUUUAUAGACUUGCUGGACCACCCCACCCCCGGAACACCUCUAAAUAGUUGCAUGUGGUGACCAUGGAUUGCUUGGGGAAGUAAGGUGUUCUGUAGGUUGUAGUGAAGUUUGACACUUGAAUUGUACUUGGGCAACUAGUGAAGGAUAGCUUAUUUGAAACUCCUUAAGUGGCUUGCAAUGUUUUGGUUCCCAUUUGCUAACUGUAGGGUUAAGGCAGGCAGCGGUACAAUACCUAUGCAACUACAUGAUGCAUUUAAUUGUAUGUCAUGAAUCCUGACAUCCGUGCCCCAGGUAUGGUGUUGGAAUAUGGAGGAGGAUACGCCAAACGAUGAGCAGUCUACAGUAAAGCACAUCUCCCACCACCACCACCCCUGCCCCCAGUCCUUCCCCUGUGGAAUGGGAGACUGAUGCUAGUUGGUAAACAGUGGGCUCUCGGCAGGAAGAAGGGGCAGGUUACAGGAUGCAGUGGUUCAAAGACUGGGAUUGGGAAACCAGUGCAUGUCAGUGACAGCAGCAUAUUAAGACGGGACACACCUCUUAUGAAGGAAGAAAAACUUCUCAUUGAGACUUAGUAAGCAAUCAUGUUCUGAGCAUGUGCCAACAAAAUGGCCCAGUCUCAUGAAUGCCAAUGCCACAGAUGCAAAAGGUCAGCUCAACAUUUCCUAUUAAUUAGGAACCAAGUGUGAGCUUCAGGAUAAAAGAUGCAAACUCAUAAUAAAAAAGAGCAGGGAAGAUGCAUAAAAUGAGACCAUUACUUGUUUUUUUUUAGAGUCAGCAUCACUGAUAGGUUAGGAGGCAAGCUAUUGGCGACCUUCACUGCUGACCUGAGCCCUUAAAAUAGAAAUAGGGAUGGCUGUUUUGAAUGGAGCCAACCAUAGUUAGACAAUUUAACGAGUGCUAAUGCUGUGUUAGUUUUGCCAGCCAGUUAAGUUUUUAAAAUCUACUUUGCUUCACUUAGACUGAGAGCAAGUUGGCAUCUGGAAGUCAAGUGCUAGUACAGAGGUCAGCAACCUAAGGCCCAUGGGCCGGAAGCAGCCCAUGAGGGUUGCUUAACCGGCCCAAAAGCCGCCCCCAAACCGAGCUGCCCGCUUGGUGAGUCCCCACGCACUGCUCUAAACCGGCGCAGCACAGCGCAGAGACUCUCUUCCGUGGUUCUGGAAAUCACUUCUACACAUGCCCAGACACCAGAAAUAGUGUCUGCGCAUGUCCACGGCACCGAAAAUCGCUUCUGCGCAGGCGCAAUUUUCUGCGUCUUGGCAUGUGCAGAAGCAAUUUCUGGCACUGCUGACAUGCGCAGAUGCGAUUUCUGGCGUUGCGCUGCACCGGUCCAGCCCACGGAGGAUCUCCACGGGAGUGAUCCGGCCCAUGCCCGGUAAGCCUUGCCAACCCCUGUGCUACUACAUUUCCUGGUCUAACCUUCUAUAGCCUUUGGGCUAAGGACUCCAUAAACAUCCAAUGGCCUCACCAAGGUUGACUAUUUAGUGGCUCCAGAUAAUGCAUAUGCACAUCCCAGUUGAUGCAUCAGUUUUUGUGGGAGGAGACACUGUGGCCAUAGUCACUUCUCCAAUUUUUCCUCUCCAUUGAAUCUGCAUUUGCCAGACACUAAUAUGGGUCCUCAAUUGUUCUUUUGACUGCAGGUUCGCAUGAAGUCCAUGUUUGCAAUUGGUUUUUGUUUCACUGCUCUGAUGGGAAUGUUCAAUUCCAUGUAAGUGGUUACCACUCUUCUUUUCUUUAAGAACUGUUCACAAUGCUCUAUGUUCUCUUCUUCCUUCAGGGUACAGUGAGCCCACAACUUAUGUCGGGGCUACAGUAAGCGCCCAGUGCCAAAACUGUAUAUAGCCAAAACACAUAUGGCAAGUGGGAUUGCCAGAGUUUAUUUCCCACCCACCCCCUUUGUAAUUUUUUAUUUUUUUGCCAUGCGCAUAAAGCUGAAUAUGCUCAAGUUAAAUGCGCAUAAGUUGCAAGUAUACUGUAUAUGUUUUCCAUAGCUCACUGUGCCUUCCUGGGAACUGCAUGGAAUUAGCAUAAAAGGAAACAGUGUUGGUGCAGACAUGGUUGCAGCUGUGCAAUAGCCAUUCUUGCAAGCGGUUGAUGUCAACUGUGUGUGUGUGUGUGUGUGUGUGUGUGUGUGUGUAGGAAUUUAUAUAUAAAGGGGGGUGGAAAGAAGAGGAUAGGAAGCUUAAUUUCCUCUGCAGAGGAGAGUUCGUGUGACCCGAGUCUAUCUAGCCAUACAGUUCUGGUCCUGAACCCCUUCAUUCACUAACUAGCAGGCAUGCAUAGUUAUAUUUGACUGCCAUCUCCCACAAACUGAGUUGUGUAUGUGUGACAUAGGACCUGUGGAAGAUCACAGAGCUAUUUUCAUGAUUGCAGGGGAAAGUUGCAGUUUUCCAAAUAAUGGAAGUAGCCACUGUGACUUCCCAUUAAUUCCCAUGCCAUACACUCAUAAGCUGUCUGUCUGCACUGGCUCUUGAAUUUCAGCUCAGACUCCAGCAAGAUUUUUGGUCAAACAUAUGCAUCUCUCUAUUUGCAGUGAACUUCAAUCUUCUACUUUUAUCCCAAAUAUUCAGUGUUACGGUUCUAGCAGAAAUUAGCUGAGAGCUCCUCACACUAGCAAUAUGGAUUCUCAUUGGUAAUUUUGGUAUCUUUUCAUAGUAGAAAAGGUGCUUUUCAAUUCUCAUUUAUCUCCCCAUCAUUUCUGUGAGAUGAGCUAGGCUGAGAUCAAGUAAUCUGGUCAGGCUACUCAGUGAGCUUUAUUAAGAAAGACCUUGACUUUGAGAUGCUGGACUAGAUUUUGGUCUGUUCCAGCAGGGUAUUUCUUACAUUAUAUUAAAAGUGAGUUUUUGUAAGAACUCUCAAAGUGACAUAGUCAUAUUCAUUUUGAUAAUUAGAUUAAAUUCCUACAUUCAUCUUUCUUCCCUAACAAUGUAAAAGGCAUGGGGCCCAUACCCUGUAGCACUUCCUGAUAUUUUUUCUUUUAGCUGUGUCCAGAAAAGAAGACAGGAACCACAUAGAAUAUCACAACAAUGUCAGAGGGAGAUAAACAUCCGUUCCUAUCUGUUCUGCCAAAAAUUCCUUUACUCUCCAGUUGGCACUUACUGGAAGUGCAGCUCCUUGUAUUGCUAACUCUGCAGGAAGAAACACUCAUUUAAGAGUUUACAGUACCAGAAGCACCUGCUGAAAAUGAGAGAGAGCUUCAUAUAGCAAUGCACUAUAGGACAUGCAGUUGGAAACUAGAGUCCACCAUCUACAUUUGUCCCCACAGUAACCUUGGUUAAGGAGCAUUAUGCACUUCUCUCCCUGCCAGGAGCUUAAAAUACACAAGUUUCUUUUCUCUGUAUAAGUAGAGCCUGGAAGAAACUUUGUUCCCCUUUGGAAACUCAUAAAAUGUUUUCAAAACCCAGUUUGGUUAAUUGAUUUCUGAGAAGUUUGUCCCUUAUUUUACGUACUGUUGCUAUCCUUCUGUUAAAGGAUCUGAACACUGAGUAACGAUAUUGGACCUGAGCGAUCUGAGCUCAGCUCCAAAACACAGUUGUACAGUCUUCAAUCUGUAAAAAAGUUGUACAGCCUUCAAUCUGUAUACCUCAGAGGGCUGGGGCUCUGAAGUACUGAAGUAAACAAAAGGGUUUUUCUUUAUCUCUGUACACCUAAAGAAAUUGUGGUUGCUCUAAUCAGGAGAGGACUAAUCUGCUUUGAACCAAAUACUAUAUAUAGUUAAAUUUGGCGUUUUCACCUGGGAGCUACAAAUUUCCUGUAGUCCUUGUAGUAUUCCAGUGGCUUAAGGUUCCUGGUGGCACACUCUUCACAAUCGGAUUGUUUCUGGGUAAGUUUUACUACAGUCAAAGCUCGGUUCCCGAACGGCUCUGUUUUGGAACAUUUCAGCUCCCAAACACUGAAUACCCAGAAGUAAAUGCUCUGGUUUUCGAACGUUUUUCAGAAACCGAAUGGCUUCUGGGGAGUUUUCUUCUUUUUUCUCCAUUGACUUUGCCAGCUGCCCUUUGAUCCUCGGUUGUCAGAACGUUUCGGAAGUUGAGCGGUCUUCCAGAACAGAUUAUGUUAGACAACUGAGGUUUGACUGUACCAGCAUGUGUUUACAGACUUACAGUGGUACCUCGGGUUACAUACACUUCAGGUUACAGACUCCGCUAACCCUGAAAUAGUACCUUGGGUUAAGAACUUUGCUUCAGGAUGAGAAGAGAAAUCGUGCUCCAGCGGCGUGGCAGCAGCAGGAGGCCCCAUUAGCUAAAGUGGUGCUUCAGGUUAAGAAGAGUUUCAGGUUAAGAACAGACCCCCGGAAUGAAUUAAGUACUUAACCCGAGGUACCACUGUAUUCCAUACUUUGGCACAAACAGCUCUAAGAUCAAACUGUCAGUUCAGUUCAGCAGCUCUUACAAUACCAUAAAUCUGGUACUCUGAGUGAUUUUAGUUAAGAUGGAUUCCUUAGCGUAUUUCCUGGAUAUAGCCAGAAUAUGUCAGUCGGAAACCGUGUCCAGGCGGAAGUCACUGAAAUGUCUGGGAAAAUCCAGACGUAUGGCAACCCAUGUUGGAAGUCUAGAUUUUGGUGAAUUUCCAAAAGCUCAAUGACUUUGUCCCCCCCCCCCCCCAAGAAACAACUUUUGUGUCUCGGUUUUCACUUUUUUGAAAUAUGGCAACCCUCUUCAUGCUAUGCAUUGAAUGUUACACUUUUGGCUUAAAUGCUCCAUCUGCUGCCUUGUUUGGAGAAUGUGAGUCUGGACCACAGACAACUUGUACUGAUAACCAAGUACAUCUGUAUGCUUUUCCCAGAUUUGAUGGCCGAGUAGUUGCCAAGCUCCCCUUUGUGCCACUUUCCUACAUCCAGGGUUUGUCCCAUCGUAAUCUUUUGGGCGAGGAUUAUACAGAUUGUUCCUUCAUCUUCCUCUACAUUCUCUGCACUAUGUCUAUUCGGCAGGUAAGUGCUACUCUGUGGAGGGUUGCCUUAUUCAGAAACUUUGUUGGGAACACCGUGUUUCACAUUUUAUUACUUUUAUCAUAAUUGAUAGAGAGGGCUGGCACAACUACAAUGCUGUGAUAUAAAGAUGCAGCCGUAGCCGCCUUCUCUUCCUCCUUUCCCCUAACUUUCCACCAUUUUGAUACUCAUUCAUAUGAGCUUGAUAUUUUCUCUUGGGCUUAUUAAAUAACCACUCAUUCAGGGGGCACAUGUAUCAAAUAAGAAUUGUCUCCAGAUUAUUGUAAAUGAGUGAGCGCUGCUCUCCCUUAUUUUUGGAGGCCACAAAUGACUAGCGUAAGUAUUUUUGUUUUGACUGUGUUUGUAAGCAUAUCUGAAGUCUCGUAUUAUAAUAAUGGUAUUUCAUGUCCAUGUCCUCAGUAUCCUUGCCUUUGUACUUCCUAUUUUAAAAACAGCCAAAUUCAACUCAGAAAUUGGCAGGACAUGCUUAGCAGUUACAGACUCAUAUAAGAGCAAGUGAUCUUUUACGUAAACUGGUCAUAGGUUCUUAGUGCUGAAAACAAACCAGCAGCCAUUGCAGCUGUUUAAACGGAAGAGUAACAUGGCCUCAAUAACUAGCUCUGGUUAACAGGUGCCUCAUUCUGCAUGGGCUAAAGUUUCACAUGCACCACAGAGGCCGUCCCAUUAGACAUUGCAAUACAGUAACCCCACAAAAUAUGCUGGGGCUACAUUCUGGGGAAAGCGGCAAAAGCCAAAAUCGCAUGUAGUCAAAACACAGUAAGUGCAAGGGUGGGGGGGACGGCCAGUCUUUUUUCCCUGGACUCCCACCCCCUUUUUUGUUUUUUGUAGAAGUGGAUAAAGCUGAAUGCAGGCAAAUUAAACGUGUUAAUGUAUAAACAUUAUAAUAUAUAAUAUAUUAAUAAUAUAUUAAUGUAUAAACAUUAUAAUAUAUUGUUUGGAAUCUGUUGAUGAGUGGAAGUACAUUAGAGAGACAUUGCAGUAUUGCAGAACUGUUGAUUGGAAGAGGGUAGCAGAGAUUUGACUCUUUCACACUUCGGGGAGGAAUGUUUGAGGCCAUUGCACUGGUGAUCUCCAGGAGAUGUGAAUAGCUUAGGUCUCAAUUGAUUUGCCCUUGGAUGUUUUGAUGUUGAGGAAAUGUUUUGAGCCUUGGCUGGGACACUGCUCACUCCUGACUUGAGCUUGAGGUUGCCUGAAAUAUCUCCCUGCAGUAAGCAACUUCCUCUGUGCUGUUUCCAUGUCCCCUUGGCACGUCAAUCCUGCCUUGGAGUUCUUCCUGCUUCCUGCUGAGGGUGUGAAGGGCUGCAUGGAUUGUUUUUCAAGGACCCUUAAGUGGCUGGGAAAGUUGACCAGCAUCUGGACUGGGUGUGAAGAUGUACAUCCUGUCCGUUGUUUGUUCUUCCUCUGCUCACUCCAUGUGACAAUUUGGCUGAUUAAAAUGACUCAAGGCAGAUUGUUCCCAUUUCCUCUUCCAUAACUGAGUUGCCUCUGUUAGCAUGGAUUAAUUUAUGGAACCUUAAAGACUAACCAGUUUUAUUACAACAUAAAUAUUCAUGGACUAGAGCCCAUUCAUCAAAUGCAUACAGGGUGAGAUGCUCUAUUGUCGGGGGAGGGGGUGUCAUACAGAUACAUAUGCAGACAUACCGUGUAAAUGGGGGUUGGGAGAAUUUAAAGUUGGAGUUGAAUGGAGCGCAAAAGUAUAGUCAGAGAUAAUUCAAUUAGAGCUUAACCAUAGGCAAAACUAUCAUUCACAACAGGAGUGGUGGGCAAUGCUGAUAUGAUUGUGUCAAGUGGUAGCAUGAUUAGAUCUUAAGUUUAUGCUAAAGCAGCACAGUGAUGUAUCCCAGAAGCAGUUAUUGGUAAUAGAAUAGUUUUAGCAUUGCUGAGAAAAUUCAAACAUGUAGUGGGACAAGAAAUGGAGUGUUUUGCUUUGUAUGUGUGUGAGUCACUCCAUGCUCCCUCCACUUUGAUCUGUGUUUGGGGUUCCAUGUCACUCUGUAUAAAACAGAGCUCUUGAUCCCUGUUCACCAUAAUGUAGAAUCUAAAAACUGCUGUGAAUUUUGGUCAAAAUGAAUGAAAUUUGCUAUCCCCAAAGUGGAUUAAACAUGCCCAAUUGCAGACGGGACUUUUGUGGCAGAAGUAAAAAGGAUUCACUCUCCUCCAUAAUUUAUUUUAAUUUUAUCUCAACUGGUCUAUCACUGUACAGCUCCCAUUGGAGGUUUGGGAGCAUGUCAUCACAACCCUGGAUUUGCAUAACGUCAGGGUGAAAUUGGGGAGCAAAGACAAGGCUGGUUGCGCAACAGCUGUGGCAUGGGAGCCAGGAAACAGAGAGAGGUUUAACUCUGGUUUUGUUUGUUUGUUUGUUUGUUUGCUUGCAGUAAAAUACAGUUUUCUAAAAACUUCAAAGUUUUUUUAGUUAGUGAAAACCAAUGCUGUGCUCUUCAGUGCUCUGUGGGCAAAGCAUAGAGCUAUUCCAUAUAGAAGAGUACAAAUACAACAAGGCUUUGUGGGGACCCUGUUCCGACUAUGCUGAGAAGACCCCUAAAUCACCCCAGUUGGGCCCUAAACAAUGCACACCCUUGCACGAAAGCAAACCAAUGUGAGUUUGUGUUUUUCUCCUGUUUGCCAGAAUAUUCAGAAGCUGUUGGGUUUGGCUCCUUCUCGAGCUGCCACCAAGCAAGCUGGAGGAUUCCUUGGCCCCCCACCUCAAUCUGGGAAGUUCUCCUGAAAUAAGAGUUGCAUCUCACUAGUCGAAACAUCCUGACUUUACAAGAAACUCUGGAUUGCACAGAAGGCUUCCUGAACAUGUUGCCUAUGUAACUAUCAUACCUUUGUUUUGCAAAGAGAUCAGCACUGAAGCACAUCUUUGGGCUAGAUCUUGUACUUACUACUCUGAGGCAGUGGAGAAAUAUAUUAGUGGAAUUAAAUGGAGUGCUGUUUGAUGAGAAAAGUGUGACUUAGAAGUAAGCAGCAGUAGUAUUCUUUCUUGUGUAAUAACCUUUACCAAAGUGAAAAUAAAACAAAAAUUGUUUUGUC